AUGAGAAAGGAGUUACCAAAAAUCGCAUGGUACCAGCAGCCAGAAACAGCACCAUUAAUAGCACGGUCAUAUGAAGAGGCCCGCACGAAGGAGACGGCGUUCAUCUACGCGGUGACGUCGGCGGGCCUCGUGCACGCGGUGACGCGGUCGUGCAGCGCGGGGAACAUGACGGAGUGCUCCUGCGACACCAGCCUGCGGCACGGUGGCUCGGCCAGCGAGGGCUGGCACUGGGGCGGCUGCUCCGACGAUAUCCACUACGGGAUGGCCUUCAGCAGGAAGUUCCUGGACGUGCCCGUCAAGAACCUAACGGGCCAGAGCGGGAGCGGGCUGGCGGCCAUGAACCGGCACAACAACGAGGCUGGGAGGCAGGCUGUGGCAAAGCUGAUGUCGGUGGAUUGCCGUUGUCACGGCGUGUCUGGGUCCUGCGCUGUGAAAACCUGUUGGAAAACAAUGCCCUCCUUUGAAAAGAUUGGCCGCUUUUUAAAGGAUAAGUAUGAAAACAGCAUACAGAUAUCAGACAGACUGAAGAAAAAGCUACGCAGGAAAGAGAAAAGCCAGCGAAAAAUACCCAUCGGGAAGGAAGACCUGCUGUAUGUCAACAAAUCGCCCAACUACUGUGUCGAAGACCAAAAACUGGGGAUCCCUGGGACGCAGGGACGGGAGUGUAACCGCACCUCGGAGGGCUCCGACGGCUGCAACCUGCUGUGCUGCGGGCGCGGGUACAACACCCACGUGGUCAGGCACGUGGAGCGCUGCGACUGCAAGUUCGUCUGGUGCUGCUACGUGCGCUGCCGGAGGUGCGAGACCAUGACCGACGUGCACACCUGCCAUGUCCAAAUGUCGUUCUCCCUUUGCUUUCAGGCUGUGGCAAAGCUGAUGUCGGUGGAUUGCCGUUGUCACGGCGUGUCUGGGUCCUGCGCUGUGAAAACCUGUUGGAAAACAAUGCCCUCCUUUGAAAAGAUUGGCCGCUUUUUAAAGGAUAAGUAUGAAAACAGCAUACAGAUAUCAGACAGACUGAAGAAAAAGCUACGCAGGAAAGAGAAAAGCCAGCGAAAAAUACCCAUCGGGAAGGAAGACCUGCUGUAUGUCAACAAAUCGCCCAACUACUGUGUCGAAGACCAAAAACUGGGGAUCCCUGGGACGCAGGGACGGGAGUGUAACCGCACCUCGGAGGGCUCCGACGGCUGCAACCUGCUGUGCUGCGGGCGCGGGUACAACACCCACGUGGUCAGGCACGUGGAGCGCUGCGACUGCAAGUUCGUCUGGUGCUGCUACGUGCGCUGCCGGAGGUGCGAGACCAUGACCGACGUGCACACCUGCAAAUAAACGGGGUUAAGCACAGCAAACACGGCCAACUGUCCCGCGCUGUCUGGCACACGCGGCGAGGCAGCAGUGACUCUUACCCAUGGGAUGGCAGGGGGUCAGCCUCGGGGGAUGAUGGCUCUGUCCAAACAACGGGUAGUCCAAGCCUUUGUGCCGUCAAAAAGCACCCGAGUGAACAGCAGCCUGCACACAGGGACAGCUAAAACAACAAAAAAGGACUCCCGAUGACCCAUUUGGACAUGUAACCCCAUGAGUGGGGACAGACACUAAACUUUCCAAGCCUUUAAUAGCCACAACGUCAUGAAGAUCCACGUGGUCGGUGGGUACAGUGGAGAAAACUCAAGAUCUCGUUAGCUAGAGACUGAAGAGUUAAGAGGCCGUGUAAGACACGUUAGAUAUAAUCCUUAUGUCUGUAUUUUUAAAACUGGGACUAGAUGGCCCAUUUCUGCAAGCUUUAUGGAAAAAAAAAAAAAAAAGAAAACAAACGAAGAUGGGGAAAUGUUCUGCUGUUGACCAUGAAGCACUUGCUUUGCAGCUGCUUUGCAUAUGGAGGAGGGUCCAUCAACAUGGAGCAAGCCAUGUCAUAGAACCAUAGAAUCAUAGAAUGGUUUGGGUUGGAAGGGACCUCAAAGAUCAUCGAGUUCCAACCCCCCUGCCAUGGGCAGGGACACCUCCCACUAGAGCAGGUUGCUCAAAGCCCCAUCCAGCCUGGCCUUGAACACUUCCAGGGAUGGGGCAUCCACAGCUUCUCUGGGCAACCUGUUCCAGUGCCUCACCACCCUCACAGUAAAGAAUUUAUUUCUAGUGUCCAGAGAAGAGGGGCUGGAUCUCAGCUUGGUAAAUGUGAACAGCAUACCAAAUAGCAGCCUUGGGAGUUUUUAUAGGUUGUCUUUCAAAUACACAAAGGACAGGUCUGAGGAGGGACAGAAAUACAAUUUACUAUUUGAAGGAAAUAAAUUCCUUUGCAGGCGUUUCCUCAGUAUCUGAACACACAAUUUUCAAGUCAGCUGGUCAUCACUCCACUGUUGGACUGGAUGCAAUAACCCGCCACGUUCAACCAUCUCGCUGGUGGUUCACCAUCAUUUCCACAAUUAACCAUACAAGAUUCAGCCCAAAGAAAUUUGCCAUAAAGUGAAAGGUUUUUUAAAACAUUGCUUUCUCUUCUAGAAGCAGCAGCUAGAAUUUUUCAUUAGGUUGCAUCCUAAGUAAGUUCAAUGCACAAUGUAAUUUAUGGAUUGGCUCACACCACUAAAACAUUUAAAGUGGUAUUGAUAACAUUUUCUCCCCCUUCAUAUGUUGGCUCAAUGUUAUUUUACAUCUGUGAAAGGUUGUUUAUUUUUAUGCAAUGAUUUAAUGCCUGGCUUAAAAAGCAUCAUGUGAAAGGAUUUCUGUUGUUUAAAUGUGCAAAGACCUAUUUUUGAUAAGACAAGAAAGUUUAUAUUUUGUAAAUAUUUAAAUUAUGCAAGUUAUGUAAAAGGUUUCCAAAACUAAUGUGAUAAGAUUACAGCCUUGACAUUUGUUGGUUAGAUAUUUGUUACUAUUGUAGUAGCCUUUAAUUGAUUUUUAUUUGCAUGUGCAGGGGGAAAUUAGAGAAUUACAUGAAUGUUCUUUUUUUUUACCGUCAGGGUGGUUAUAACUAUUGCAGUUAAUACACACUGAUGAGAAACGCUUACUAUGAUUUUCUAAAUGAUCAGCUGAUUAAUAUUCUGUAUUCUUUUCUUUUCUCCUUUUAAAUCCAUUUUACAAACAGUGAAAUCCUGGCUCCAGCAGUAAGUGCAGAACUCCCACUGACAUCAAGGGGACUUGCAAGGGUUUGCAAUCCCUUAACUUGUUCCAAACUGACAGUCAGUUUCUAGAAAGAAAUCAACAUAGACAGUUUGGUUGAGGCUUUCAAAGUUACUUUGAGGAAUUAAUUUUCUAGCUGUCAUUUAUUUUCCCAUGAAAGAUGGUCACCAGACUCCCUGUCACUCUUUACUGGGUGUGUAGGUCAGGAAGAAGCAAACAAAAUCUUCUGUGUUGUGGUACUUCACUGCCAUAUGUGGUGUAUCUUAGGAACAUCAGUUCAGCAACCACGAAGUCCUUUAUCUGCUAGGAUUUUUGGACCUUCCCUUCAGAUUUGGCCCAUCUGUCUCCAUUGACCUGGCCAGAUAAUUAUCCUGCAGCCACAAAAUCUGCUGUCUAUGGGAAGGGAGCUGAGUGUACCAUUUGCUGUCACAGGAAGAUUCAACACCCUCCAUGUGAAAACUGGGAUGGGGAGGACACAACCUGGUGGAAGACCCCAAAGAAAGGGUUGUAAACCCCAGGUUGUUCCUAUCUUCCAGCAAUGAAAAUAAACCCACAGUCUCCACAGGCCAUGCCACAGCACCCAUCGGCAGCACGGAUGGGACAUGCGGCUGGUCUCUUGAUAUUAAGGUGUCUCACUCUCUGAA
This is a messenger RNA of Calidris pugnax (ruff), 3752 nucleotides long. It is a transcript of the gene WNT16, whose product is annotated as wingless-type MMTV integration site family member 16. Gene Ontology annotation, biological process: multicellular organism development; canonical Wnt signaling pathway; neuron differentiation. Gene Ontology annotation, cellular component: extracellular region. Bases 1 to 1326 code for a protein of 441 amino acids. The record is from RefSeq and is a predicted model, not a curated record. The transcript is spliced from 5 exons. Gene Ontology annotation, molecular function: cytokine activity; frizzled binding. Lineage: Eukaryota; Metazoa; Chordata; Aves; Charadriiformes; Scolopacidae.